AUGGGCCACAAACACAGCAAGCCAUCCGAGAAUCCAGGAGGUACCGGCAGCACCCGAGCAACGAAGCCGAAAUUCCAUCCACCAGGGCAGCAGCCUCCAGCAUAUGAUAACUGCGACAAGACGGCAUGGUUGCCCCGAGAGAAUGUUCUGCUGAUCAUCGAGAAUAUAAACAUAAUCAUGAAAGAGGUAGUGGGUGAACUGGAUAAUGAACUCGACGGUUCUUCCGAUGUGCUUGUGGCUUCAGGCCAUAUUCGCGAGAGCUGUACUGUGGCUGCAAGAACAGUUACCAAAACUAUGCUCCCAAACAUAACGCAUAAAUCUCUCGCUAGUGAUUUAUACGAAUGCAGUACUAGACUUGAAGAACUGUCUCAGGCUCUUGUCAGGGAUGUAGCAGUGGAUAAAGAAGUGGCAGUCAUCCUGAUCUCUGCUAAUGCGGUUACAAAGGCUGCCUAUAUGGCCAGGUCAACCAGUAAGGACUACCGUACAGGAACAUGGGCUGCUGUUAUAGGUAUAACGAUGCACAGGAUCGGCGCGAGAAUUGCUUCGAGAAAGUAUAAAAGUCUAGCUCAAGAUCUGGCCGUCUGA
Molecule: messenger RNA, 585 nt
Organism: Clonostachys rhizophaga
Lineage: Eukaryota; Fungi; Ascomycota; Sordariomycetes; Hypocreales; Bionectriaceae
Source: the annotation of a GenBank genome assembly